Eurytemora carolleeae is the source of this 5030-nucleotide messenger RNA. RefSeq lists its product as uncharacterized. The record is from RefSeq and is a predicted model, not a curated record. Lineage: Eukaryota; Metazoa; Arthropoda; Copepoda; Calanoida; Temoridae. Bases 25 to 5028 code for a protein of 1667 amino acids. The transcript is spliced from 31 exons.
AUUUGAUGCGAGAUUACGAGAAGAAUGGCUAAUGCGUACAUGAGCUGGAGAAACCGGUUUCUUAUUUUUAUUCUCUGCUCUGGAAUAUGCCCAGCUCUAACCCAGGGUCGGAGAAUAGAAAAUACAUGCAGUGGAUCCAACACUAUUCUUCUAGGCGAGCGGGAGAGAUGGGGACUCCUUACAUCUCCAGGGUUUCCUGAAUAUCUUCCAACUCCAUUAAAAUGUUCCUGGAUAAUUGACAAUUCUAAAUAUGCAGACGAUCCACACUGGAGCCUUUAUUUGUACCUUACACAGGUUUAUAUUGAACACAGUAUGAUCAGUAUAGAGGAAUGCCAAGAUACUCCGCUUGAUUGUACUCCUCUUCCAACCAUGAGCAGAAACGCGACAUAUAGAAGGUUUCAGUCUAGAUUUAUCAAGAUAUCGUUAAAUGUACCCUCUGGUCCGGAUAUACAUAUUAGAGUGAUGGAGGUGAGCGACGUAUUCGGGUUCAACAUGACCUACGAGGUAGCGAGGAACCAGGACAGAGGAAUAUCAUUCUUCAAGUGUUCUCUCUCAGAGUGUCAUCUUAACGGGGAGUGCAUUGUUCAGUCAAGUUUGGACGGUAGAGAAGUUGGUUCUAUGGAAUGUAGAUGCAAUUCUCCGCUGGACGACUCAGCAGUCUCGGAACCGAAGUUCUAUGGACCUCGUUGCCAGUAUCAUAACAAGCACGGACAUUGUACAGGUCCUGGAGAUGGACAUGAUGAUGCCAAGCAGAGAUGCAGAGGAGAACCUUGUUACUACUUUACAUCCAGGUUUGUAAAGUGUAACUGUAGCCAAGGAAUUGGAGGUAAAAGCUGCGAAAUAUAUGAAUCCGACCAACUUGGAGAUCCUUCAAGCUGCUCAUCCGAGCAUAAUAUCCGGAUCCGGAUCCAGCUGGAUGCUCGCUCAUCAACUCAAAUGGAGACUCAGAUCACUGAUGUUUGGUCUGAGUUGUGCAGAUGCAGAAUUCUUAGCAUACAUAAAUCUGAAGGAUGGUUUGAGUUGGAGAUGGUCGGAGAUCCAGAUAUUUUGGUAGAUUUAGUCAGGAAGAUAAAAAAGAGAGGAGUUAUCUCAAGCUCUCUUCCAAUCCGAGAUAUUCAAAUCAGUUCUUCAAACCCCCAGGUUUGCAUAGAAAAGUUGAGUUUAAACCAGGAGAAUCCAAUCAGAAACUCACAUGAAUUCAUCCUGUCCUGUCUAGCCAUUGGGGGCAAGAAUAUGGCAUUUUCCUGGAGCAAAGACGAUUAUAAGGUUAAUGUUUCGUUAACUCAACGAUAUAUUAUACAGGAUAUAGUGAAACGAGAUCAGGUUUGGAAUGGAACACUCCGCUGGAGAAACCUAGGUAUUCUUCAUGUCACAAAUGCAAGAAAAUACGACUCAGGAACUUUCAGAUGCACAGUAUCGGACGAAGGAGCUACAGUAUCCAUGUCUAUGGAUAUACCCGUACUCGUCUCAGAGAAACCUAGAGUAGAGGUUUAUCCUCAAGCUUUAGUUCUCACCCAGGAGAAGAAUAAAGUAACAACAAGUAUCAAGGAUUCUACAAUAUUCUGCUUUGCUCAAGAUAACGUGUUUUCCGAGGUUUAUAACUUUAAAUGGUUGAAAAGAGGAAUUGGCGAGGAUAGAUCGAAAAACCGUGAUAUAGAUUUCUACCUGGAACCGGAGAGGUUUGAACUGCUAAGUUUGCCGGUUGGCGUUCUGCUCAGACUCAAGAGCAUUAAGAACAGCGCCAUCUAUACUUGCCAGGUCGAAUUAGGGAACAUGAUCACAGAACUAGAGGUUUCUGUACAUGUAGUUCCAUACAACUUGUUUGUUGGUAACACGUGUCCUAUGGAGAAAAUGAGAAUAGUUUGGCCAACCACUAAAAUAAAAACAGAAAUAAGGAGACCUUGCUCCGGGGAUGAUGAGGGGUUUGUGAUGAGGAAAUGUGAGCAAAGAUCUCCUGGAGAUCCUGGAAAAUGGGGAAACAUUGACGAGUCUGAAUGCGUGAAGAAGAAUAUUCUCCUGGUUCAAGAUCAUCUUCAGACAAUAAUCUCAGGAUACACUAGAGAAGGGGAUACGGAUACCCUGGGUAGGGAUAUUGUGAUGAACCUAAACGAUCUGUGCUCUGGAUCUUUACGAAUUGAAGAGUGGAAACUAGUUCUCCAGGUUGUGGCAGAUACUAUGACAUAUUUACAAAACUCCGACAAUGCUCUUCAUGGGUAUAGAUACCCCUGGACAAACCAAAUCAAAUCCUUCAAAACAGAAUUCUUCAAACUUAUCAAGUGUCUACUCAGUGAAGCAAAAAGGUUUAUAUUGAAGGAGAGAAUCGGAGAUAUCCUUGAACUACUCAGAAGAACCAGUCUUAUUAUGGGAAGAGAACUGGAGAUAUCUAACUCCAGUAAUUUCUCCUUCCAUCCUUACGGAGAAACUCAGAUUUCAAAGAUAAAUCUGAAACAGGUUAAGAAUGAUACAACUUUGCUGGGAGCGAACACAAGUUCUAACUGGGAAAUUAAUGAUUCUUUUAAAUCAGGAAUCCAGGUUUAUCUUUCUCCAAACCUAACUCGAAACUCCAACAUUAAGGACGAAGUGUUUAUCGUUAGUGUAAUAUUCAUGGAGCAACUGCAUCUGACGGUUCGGGAAUAUCUUAACUCCGGGCACAGAAUUUCUGCAUACGAGAUAAAUUCCCAUCUUAUAACCAUUGCAUUGGAAUCCGAGAACAGGAUAAGAAAAUCAGAGUUUACCUACAAUCCUGUUGAUACCAUAUCCAUUGAGGAGGAUUUUAUCAUUUCUAUACAAUUUACUUAUCUCAACAGUUCUUUCAACCAAACUCUGAGAAAUGUUAAAUGCGGCGAAAUUCCUGGAGAUUCUCACAGAACUUUACUUAAUCUUAAACCUACGGAGAACUGUAAGCUGAAAUACACGAAUAGGACGGGGUUGAUGAUCCCUACCUGUGAAUGCAGCAGGACGGGAACCUUUGGUCUGCUGGUGAGUCGUCCUGCCCGGGAGUGGGACGGGAUCAGAGUGAACGGAGUAUCUAAACCCGUUGUAUACGGUUGUUUAACCAGUUUUAUCCUCUCGGUUUUAACUUGGGGACUCCUGAUCAAAUCCUACCUGGAGAACUCUAAUAAACUAAUCACUAUUCUUAAGGUAGUGACAACAUGCGGAGUAAUAAUGUCAGAUAUGAUUUUUAUGAUAACUCUGAACCGUUUCCUUCCGACGGAAUGGAACCACUACACUUCAGCCGGGUUACAGAUCAGUACACUGACAAGUCUAUCUGCUCAGCUCGGUAUAUCAACUCUAAUCCUUCUACAGCAUAGACGUAUUCAACACUCUAGGCUCUCGUAUAUUCUGGUGUUCCUCGUUUCUGCAUGUUCUCCUUCUAUCAUCAUCGGAAUACUCUCCAUCGGAUGUGGAUUCAAUGAUUCUAAGUAUGGAGGGUGGUGGCUCAACAUUGGAGGUUUCCAUUUUAUCAGAUUUAUCGCGAUUAUGUCGGUGUUCCUUGCCUUUCUUCUCCUAGUCCUUGGUGUAACCUGGAUUACUCUGUCCCGGGAGCUAAACACGUCAAGCCUUGAAUCUAAAAUGACGAUCACAGUGAAUCGCAGUCUCGGAACCUUGAAACGUGUUUUCCUCAUCACACUUCUCCUUAUCCUCAACACUAUUCUCAGUAUCAUCUACUGCAACUCAGCAGGAGCAGACUCUAUUGCAGAAUAUACUUUUGGGAUAUCCAGUGCUUCAGUAGGAUGUUUCCUGUUGUUCUGCUAUAUUCUCCGUAGUGAAUCCUAUAUCAUGGUGUGGUGUGGGGAUAAGGAUGCUUGGACAGAAAUGAAACAUGUUGUACAGGAUAAAAGUAGAAAUACUGGCAGUUUUAGUGAUAGCGGAGCAAGUAGGAUCACUAGCUCAUCAGCUCAACCUAGUAGGAUAAAAAGCUCAACAGCUCAGCCAAGUAGACUAAUCAGCUCAUCAGCUCAACCUAGCAGACUAAUCAGCUCAUCGGUGAAAUCUAAUAACAAAGAAUCUUUCAGAGCAAGCGUUACUUUUCCAGGGAUUAGAGAACCUAAUAAAGAAGAAAACAACCAGAUCUGUUCUAAACUGUAUCCACUCACUCCCAUCGAGCCUACUCCAGGACUCCAGGAUACAAACAAAUCAGAGACUAAACACCCACCUAGAGCUAGAUGUUAUAUCAAGGAUGAUAAUAUAUCCAGAUCUCUGUCAAACCCACCUGAACCCUUGUCCCAGCUGCUGGGACGUGUAUCCAAACAGCCCAGAUCUUUUCUCCCGGAUGAAGGAAGAAAGGUGGGACAGUAUGGCUCCAGGAGGUCAACUAUCAGCAGUAAUAUGACGUUGACCAACUCUACAGAUGUAUCGGAGUAUGUACAACAAGAAACCAAUCCAGUAAAACCAGACUUCUUCCUACACAACCUUAAUCAGACUUCGGAGCUAGCUUCGGAUUACUCCAAGAUAAGGUUCUCUCCAGAUACCUAUGCAACUAUGUCUCCGAGCUCUCCAAUACCAGAGGAGUUUGAGGAAAGAAUCUGGAAAGAUGAAGACGACCUAAAUCUGGAAAUUUUCUCCAACUAUAUAAAUACAGAGGGCUACAAUGAACACAGGCGAAGAUCUGCUCUACUGGAGUCCAGGUUUAAUUCUUCGAAAGAUCAGAAUCCUGGUUUAGUUACUCCAACUAGGUUAGAACACCGUGGGAACUGUUUACUAGACAACCCAGAGCUAAUCAACGAUGGUCUUAAUGAGAGUGAAAACCAGGUUUCAAGUCAAUCCAAACCUAUUCCUGUAACCUAUAUCUUCGCAGAGUUGGGAUCAAUCUCUCCAAAGAAAAAGUUUGAUGAGAACUUUGUGAAGCGGAGUUUUACUCCGAAUGCUACACUUUCUCAUCAGGAUGCGUCUCUUAAUUGCAAGCUGAAGUCGGAGUGGAGAAGUUUGGGAGAGAUACGAGAUAUGGCAGGAUUUUCAGGCACCGAGAUGUGCAACGGAGGAGAAAGUUUAAACUCCGUCUUCUCUGAGGAUAUUACAGAAGGAUAAGG